This is a messenger RNA of Morchella importuna, 216 nucleotides long. RefSeq lists its product as uncharacterized. The record is from RefSeq and is a predicted model, not a curated record. Lineage: Eukaryota; Fungi; Ascomycota; Pezizomycetes; Pezizales; Morchellaceae. The coding region runs from base 1 to 216 and encodes 71 amino acids. The transcript is spliced from 3 exons.
AUGGGUUGGGGCGAAUCAGUUGUCUCGCACUUCCCAAUCAAGCCCGUACGCGCGCAAGCUUUGAGAUUCACCGGGAAGCCAUUUGGAACGGUCUUGUAUUGGACCCACACCGGCGAUAAGGCCGUACCGAAGCUUCCACCAGUGGCUCUCGAAACGGAAAGUGUAUCUGCGCCGAUAUUACGCUCUGAUUUUGCGGGGGGAAAUCCGGGAUGGUAA